This is a messenger RNA of Condylura cristata (star-nosed mole), 726 nucleotides long. RefSeq names its product putative methyltransferase-like protein 21E pseudogene. Gene Ontology annotation, molecular function: protein-lysine N-methyltransferase activity. NCBI's taxonomy places the organism in Eukaryota, Metazoa, Chordata, Mammalia, Eulipotyphla, Talpidae. Gene Ontology annotation, cellular component: cytosol; cytoplasm. Gene Ontology annotation, biological process: peptidyl-lysine methylation. The record is from RefSeq and is a predicted model, not a curated record. The coding region runs from base 1 to 726 and encodes 241 amino acids. The transcript has 4 exons.
AUGGCGCAGCUGCUGCCACAGGCAUUCCUGACGGCCGCUGCAGAGAGCGGCCGUGAGGACGAGAGGGCGGCUGCAGAGAUCAUGGCGAGGUGCUACGUGCCCAGCCUGCUAACCAGCAGCUCCUGGGAGAGCUUCCGCUUCGCGGGCCACGACAUCCGCAUCACCGAGGCCACCGACUGCUACGGCGCCGUGGUGUGGCCGUCGGCCCUUGUUCUAUGCUAUUUUCUGGAAACAAAUACAAAGCAGUAUAACAUGGUGGACAAAAAUGUGAUUGAGAUCGGAGCAGGGACAGGGUUAGUCUCCAUUGUGGCCAGCUUGCUUGGUGCCCAGGUGACGGCCACUGAUUUACCAGAAUUACUUGGAAACCUGCAAUACAACAUCUCCCGAAACACCAAAUCGAGGUGCAAGCAUUUGCCACAGGUGAAAGAGCUCUCCUGGGGCAUAGCUCUGGACCAGCGCUUCCCCAGAGCUGCCAACAGCUUUGACUACGUCCUGGCAGCCGACGUGGUCUACGCGCAUCCUUUUCUGGACGAACUCCUGGCCACCUUCGACCACCUGUGCAAAGAAACGACAGUCGUCCUCUGGGUCAUGAGAUUCAGGCUGGAGAAAGAAAAUAAAUUCGUAGAUAGGUUUAAGGAGUUGUUUGACCUGGAGGAGAUCGCCAGCUUCCCCAGCCUGAACAUCAAGCUGUAUAAAGCUGUGAAGAAGACCCGGAGGAGUGCCUGA